UGUUUUUCUGAGGAAGAGACAGAAAACUUUUCAUUUUUAUUGUAACAAUUAAAUUUAAUUGUUUUAGUUUAUUUUUAUUCUUUUUUGUUUCUUAAUUUGCUUAAUUUGGGUCAAUGUUUUUCUUUAAUAAUGAGUGACUCUCCAGUUUUGUUUGGAAAUUAUGUUUAAUUUGUUUUCUUCUUUUAGUUUAAUUUCCUCUUCUUCUUAUUGUGUCAUCUCUAUUUCCAUUUUUCUUCUCACCGUAAAGGUCAAUUUAACUUCUGGUCAUGUUGGUCAACCUUGUAACAUCUUCGGCAUUUGUUGGCCUCCGAGUAUUCACAUUUACUGUGAUGAUAAUCAUGUCUGUAGAUGUAGACCUGAAACCCCCGUAAUCGUUGGUCCACAUCAAUGUAAACGUAACAAAUCUCAUGGAGAUAAAUGUUCAACUGACCAGGAAUGUAUUUACUCGGAUAACUAUUCUUUCUGUGAUUCAAAUCUGUGUAAUUGUGUUACUAAUUAUACUUAUGAUCCUUACCUGAUGAAAUGUUUACACACUUCAAUUCAACAACGGUCAAGUUUCAAUGCUUUUUACACAAUGUUAUCUUCGGCAGCCUUAUGGAUAAUCUUGUUACUCAUCGCUCUAUUUAUUAGUAUUCCUUGUUGUUUGGCUUUUCUUUACCAUUGUGUUUGUUACGAGAAGUCAACGGGAGAUUCUAACCUGUGCCGAGAUACAAGUAUUAGAUUAAGACUGGCCGAAAGUGGAGUAAAUCUGAAUGAGGAAGCAAGAGAAUGUAAUGGAAAUAUGAGAAAUGGAGGAGAUGGAACUCGAAUUUCAUUGCGUCACGAUGAAUUAUCUUCUCGACAAUCCUAUGAAUUAAGCUGCUUAGAUGAACCCCCUCCAUCCUACGACGAAGCUUGUAAACGAUGUCAAACGGAACCAAUUUUGUCCGAACAACGAAAUGAUAACUAAUCCAUAUCCGACUUCAUUUCAUUCAAUUGAUUUUAAACUUUUCUAUCUGAUCACCUUGGAAAUCAGGUGUGCCAAUAACAUUACUAUUCAUUGGAUUUAUUUUGUUCUCUCCAUUAUCAUUGUUCUGUUAUUAUUCUAUUAUCCUGGAGGAAACGCAAUUCAAUCGUCUUCCUCUACAAUGAAGCCAAAAAAACCAAGCAAUAGGAAAUCGAAGUCCUUAUAAUCUUGGAAAUGGAUCAAUGGUUCAUAACAAAUUAACGAGAUAAAUUUAAUCUGCCACUAACUUGAAAUCAUCAUCACAUGAACCUCGAUUCAAUUACAGUGAUAACAACGUGCAUUUAAUUACAGCUCUAUCUUUUUUAUAUUUUUCUUUUGAUCAUCGAUAAAAUUGAUGUUUCAUCGUAACUAAAUAUGGCUCAUCAUCGACCAAUAAUUAACACAUUACCAAUAGAGUUGAACAUAAUCACAAUUAAUCUUCCAUACACAUAAUAAAUGUGUAAAUAUAAGGAGAUGACAAAAACCUUUAAAUCUGAUUUGGAAUACACUGAAAUCAACUAUUUAACUUAAUCAUCAAGCUAAUUUCCUCAUUUACGAUUCAAAGCUUAUCCAAGGGGCAAUAACUUUCAACCAAAGUCACACAAACUUCAUUUGAUAUCAGCAAUCGAGUCAACGAAAGCACAAUUAAUAUUUUAAAUCAAAGACCAAUCAUAUCAUCGAUUCCUUUAAUUCUUGACUCUUUCUCUUUGAAUACAAAAUUUACCUUAAUCAAAAGCAUAAUAAUGUCUCUAAUCUCCAUGUAAUUAACCAAUAAUUCCCAUCAAUCAAAAGCAAAAGAGAGACAAAGACCUAACCAUCACUAAUUCCAGUCCUCAAUCAUAUACAAUUAGAAGAUAAACUGAUUGUAAAUUGUAAAAAAAGUCAAUGUUCCCUCCAGUUCAUCAACUAUUAUUAUGUAUUUGAGACGCAAGUUAAAAGUGCCUCAAAACGACACAAAGAAAUCAAAACAAUUUAUCAUCAAAUAAGAAUAUUUUUUCUUAUCAUCUCAA
Messenger RNA from Panonychus citri (citrus red mite), 1995 nucleotides. RefSeq lists its product as uncharacterized. The transcript has a single exon. NCBI's taxonomy places the organism in Eukaryota, Metazoa, Arthropoda, Arachnida, Trombidiformes, Tetranychidae. The record is from RefSeq and is a predicted model, not a curated record. The coding region runs from base 161 to 949 and encodes 262 amino acids.